Messenger RNA from Heterobilharzia americana, 1542 nucleotides. The record is from the annotation of a GenBank genome assembly. NCBI's taxonomy places the organism in Eukaryota, Metazoa, Platyhelminthes, Trematoda, Strigeidida, Schistosomatidae.
AUGUCAAUCCAUCGUGGUCCAGGUGAAGGUUCACUGGGAUUGGGUUAUCAUUAUACUGAGAAUCAUAUGAAAAAUGAGAAAUUCGAUGAGAUUGAUUGGCAACCUAUUUGGUUACACUGGUUAAAUCUCAUUCGAUUCAUCACAAUGAAUGAGAAACAGCUGUACAAUCUAUGUAAUCUAGAGUCUUUGGAGGCUUCAACUCAUCUACAAGACAAUAACAAUUCUUCAAUACAUCUAAAUAAUAGUGGUAUUCACUUGCCGCAAACAUCAAUUACAAACUUACCAUUUCCAUCACUUAAUUUAGUCCUACCACCAAGUGGUGUUGGUUUGGAGCGUGUUUUAAAUUUACUUUAUUGGUUCUGCCCGGAAGCUAAACAGCUUAUGUCUAGUGGUAGUAAUCGGCUGAACAAUUCACGACGUGCAAUAGUUCAAUUUUCCGCACAAGGUAUUUUUGAAUUGUCGAUUGUUUUAGAGAAGAUACGUUUGAAAAACUGUGGAUUACCACCCCUGUAUCAUCCAUUACCUCGAUAUGCAUUACAUUUCACUGAGUCAUCAUCAGUUUUAAACUUUUUAGAUCCCUUACCACUGUUAUCAACUCCUAAACUUCUGUUGGGUCUUCUAAUGGGUUUAGAAGCUGUAUGGGCUUCACCGCUUGCACCAAGAAUUUCUAUACCGAAAGCAAUCAACUUUUUAACCAAGUUGGAUGACGGUGCUUAUGUGGAACAAGCAUUUCCUGUUCUUGGUGCUUCAGAAGUUUGUAAAGCACAUGCUCGUAAAAUAGCUGUUGAUUAUGCCUAUCGUAGAGUGGAUACAAAUUCAGCUGUAUUCCAGUUUACGUGUAAUCUGUUAUUAUCCCUUAUGGAAGUGUGCUGCACUCAAGAUUGUAUUGAAAAACAACAGCAAAGGGAAAGGCACAAAAGCAUAAAAUCAGAGUCAUUGCCUACAGAGUUACCCUUUAAAGGAUAUAACCUGAAGUACAGUACAUUACAACCAGCACCAUUAGACCGUUUACUCCACUGUCUUACACCAAGAGAGCUAGCUAUUCUCUUAUCAGAUAUUCGUCGAAACUUACGUCUUCGUAUGGGAUUCUAUUACAUUAAGCAGCGUAAAGCUAUAGAGACCAUAUAUCCUGAAAAUAACGGUAGUGAUAAUAAUAAUGGUGGGGAUCAACUUCCAUUGGUUAUGAUGUUAAAUCCCCUCCCACCCACCCCAGCAUUUAUUACACCAGGUUUAAUUGUUGCAUUGAUUCAAGCACAUCUUAUGGAAGAGGAUAUUGCCGGCUGUUUAGGUGAAUUAUUGCAGUCUAUGGAAGUGUUAACCCAAUACACAAAUAAUCAACAAGCAGAUGGAUCUUCAUGUACUAGUGUCGGUGGUAGACGUCGUGGUGCUUCAAGUAUUGGUAAGUCAACAGUUGGGAAUAAACAUCUGAGUUCCGAUUCCAUGGAGACUGGUGACAAUGUUGGUGACGAUAAAGAUGAAGAUGAAGAUACUAUAGUUGAAGAAAUUAGUGUGAACGGGGAGCAGUAUAUAGUUAUAAAGUGA